CCUCCGGCGUGGAGCGGAAAGCUUGGGGUGCUGGCGCCGAGUGUACGCUGGUAGCAGUUCCUUGGAUGAGUCAAGAGUUUCUAUUGCCUCAGCAAGGGGCGUCCCUACGAGGACUGUUAGCGAGCUUCGCUUUCCCCUGAUCAUCUGAUUCCUGGUGCGCCAGAAAGACCUCCUGAGUCUCGGUUCCGAGAGCUCACACGCCCUCCCAGCUGGCCCAUUAGUAUUCAUGUAGACCUCAGACUCUCGGGAAGAAGGGAUCGAACGGCGGUGAGUCUGGUCAGCCCUAUGUGUAACUGACGGGGGCAAUACAAAGAGCUGUGGACUCUUCUAAUGUGGUCGGGGCUGGAAGAUCAUUUGCUCCCAUCCCUGUUUGGCAGUGCCCCUUCAGCCGCUCCCAGCACAGUCCCUGCGAAUGGAGAAGUUCAGAUCAAAGGACUGCGAGCUAUCAGAUUUGCUCUCCAGUCUUCAGCAACCGAUGGAGGCCCCGCUGCAAACCGGAAUGGUGUUGGGCGUGAUGAUCGGGGCUGGCGUGGCGGUGCUGGUCACAGCUGUGCUCAUCCUCCUAGUGGUGCGGAGGUUACGAGUGCAGAAAACCCCAGCCCCGGAGGCCCCCAGGUAUCGUUUCCGGAAGCGGGACAAAGUGCUUUUCUAUGGCCGGAAGAUUAUGCGGAAGGUGUCACAAUCCACUUCUUCCCUGGUGGACACCUCAGUCUCUACCACUUCCAGGCCACGCAUGAAGAAGAAACUCAAGAUGCUUAACAUCGCCAAGAAGAUCUUACGCAUCCAGAAGGAGACCCCAACACUACAGCGGAAAGAGCCCCCACCCUCAGUGCUGGAGGCUGACCUGACAGAGGGGGACUUGGCCAACUCCCACCUACCCUCAGAGGUGCUAUACAUGCUGAAAAAUGUCCGGGUGCUGGGUCACUUUGAAAAGCCACUCUUCCUGGAACUGUGUCGGCACAUGGUCUUCCAGCGUCUCAGCCAGGGCGACUAUGUAUUCCGGCCUGGUCAGCCAGAUGCCAGCAUCUAUGUGGUACAGGAUGGACUGCUGGAACUCUGCCUGCCAGGGCCUGACGGGAAAGAGUGUGUUGUGAAGGAAGUGGUCCCAGGAGAUAGUGUCAACAGCCUGCUGAGCAUCCUUGAUGUCAUUACCGGUCACCAGCAUCCCCAGCGUACAGUGUCUGCCCGGGCGGCCCGUGACUCCACAGUGCUGCGACUUCCAGUUGAGGCUUUCUCUGCUGUUUUCACCAAAUACCCGGAGAGCUUGGUGCGGGUGGUACAGAUUAUUAUGGUGAGACUGCAGCGAGUCACCUUCUUGGCUCUUCACAACUACUUGGGUCUGACCAAUGAACUCUUCAGUCAUGAGAUUCAGCCCCUGCGCCUCUUCCCCAGUCCAGGCCUCCCAGCCCGCACCAGCCCUGUACGUGGCUCCAAGCGGGUUGUCAACACCUUGGCCACAGAGGAGCCCAGGGAGACCCCUGGCCGGCCGCCUGACCCCACUGGAGCCCCAUUGCCUGGACCUUCAGGGGACCCAGUGAAGCCCACAUCCUUGGAAGCCCCUCCCGUGCCUCUACUGAGUCGUUGUAUCUCCAUGCCAGUGGACAUCUCAGGUUUGCAAGGUGGCCCCCGCUCUGACUUUGACAUGGCAUAUGAACGUGGCCGUAUCUCUAUGUCCCUGCAAGAAGAGGCUUCUGGAGGACCUCAGGCAGUCACUGCUCGGGAGCUCCGGGAGCAACCAGCAGGUGCCUGUGAAUACAGCUACUGUGAGGAUGAGUCAGCCUCGGGUGGCUGUCCCUUUGGGCCCUACCAGGGCCGCCAGACAAGCAGUAUCUUUGAAGCAGCAAAACGGGAGCUGGCCAAGCUGAUGCGGAUUGAGGACCCCUCUCUUCUGAACAGCCGAGUCUUGCUGCAUCACGCCAAAGCUGGCACAAUCAUUGCCCGACAGGGAGACCAGCCCCUGUCCUCCUCACAGGAUGUGAGUCUACACUUCGUGCUCUGGGGCUGCCUGCAUGUAUACCAGCGCAUGAUUGACAAAGCAGAGGAAGUGUGCCUGUUUGUGGCCCAGCCAGGGGAGCUGGUGGGGCAGUUGGCGGUGCUCACAGGGGAACCCCUCAUCUUUACACUGCGUGCUCAGCGGGACUGCACCUUCCUACGAAUCUCCAAGUCUGACUUCUAUGAGAUCAUGCGUGCACAACCCAGUGUGGUGCUAAGUGCAGCACACACAGUGGCUGCAAGGAUGUCCCCCUUUGUGCGCCAGAUGGACUUUGCUAUUGAUUGGACAGCAGUGGAGGCUGGUCGUGCACUCUACAGGCAGGGUGACCGCUCAGAUUGCACCUACAUUGUGCUCAACGGGCGACUGCGUAGUGUCAUCCAACGUGGCAGUGGCAAGAAGGAGCUAGUGGGGGAGUAUGGUCGUGGGGACCUCAUCGGUGUGGUGGAGGCACUGACUCGGCAGCCACGAGCCACAACAGUGCAUGCUGUGCGAGACACAGAGCUGGCUAAGCUUCCAGAAGGCACUUUGGGCCACAUCAAACGUCGCUACCCACAGGUCGUGACUCGCCUUAUCCACCUGCUUAGCCAAAAAAUUCUUGGGAAUUUGCAGCAGCUACAAGGACCUUUUCCAGCAGGGUCCGGGCUUGGUGUUCCCCCACCUUCGGAACUCACCAACCCAGCCAGCAACCUGUCCACUGUGGCUAUCCUCCCUGUAUGUGCUGAAGUCCCCAUGAUGGCUUUCACCUUGGAGCUACAGCAUGCUCUACAAGCCAUUGGUCCCACACUUCUCCUCAACAGUGACAUUAUCCGGGCACGCCUAGGGGCCUCUGCAUUGGAUAGCAUCCAGGAGUUCCGGCUAUCAGGGUGGCUGGCCCAGCAGGAAGAUGCGCAUCGCAUUGUGCUGUACCAAACAGACACAUCGCUGACGCCUUGGACUGUGCGCUGCCUGCGCCAGGCUGACUGCAUCCUCAUUGUGGGCCUGGGUGAUCAGGAACCCACUCUUGGCCAGUUGGAGCAGAUGCUAGAGAACACGGCUGUACGUGCCCUCAAGCAGCUUGUCCUUCUGCACCGGGAGGAAGGCCCGGGCCCCACUCGCACUGUGGAGUGGCUCAACAUGCGCAGCUGGUGCUCAGGGCACCUGCAUCUGCGCUGUCCACGCCGUCUCUUCUCACGCCGCAGCCAGGCUAAGCUGCAUGAACUCUAUGAGAAGGUUUUCUCCAGGUGUGCAGACCGGCACAGCGACUUCUCCCGCUUGGCUCGUGUGCUCACUGGAAACACUAUUGCCCUGGUGCUUGGUGGGGGAGGGGCCAGGGGCUGCUCACAUAUUGGGGUGCUGAAGGCAUUAGAGGAGGCAGGGGUGCCAGUUGACCUUGUAGGUGGUACAUCUAUAGGCUCCUUCAUUGGGGCCCUGUAUGCAGAGGAACGCAGUGCCAGCCGCACGAAACAGCGGGCCCGGGAAUGGGCCAAGAGCAUGACUUCAGUCCUGGAACCUGUGUUGGAUCUCACAUACCCAGUUACUUCCAUGUUCACGGGCUCAGCCUUUAACCGCAGCAUCCACCGUGUCUUCCAGGAUAAGCAGAUAGAGGACCUGUGGCUACCUUACUUCAACGUGACCACAGACAUCACCGCCUCAGCUAUGCGUGUCCACAAAGAUGGCUCUCUGUGGCGGUAUGUGCGUGCCAGCAUGACGCUCUCGGGCUACCUGCCCCCGCUGUGCGACCCGAAGGAUGGCCACCUGCUCAUGGAUGGAGGCUACAUCAACAACCUGCCAGCGGACAUCGCCCGCAGCAUGGGUGCCAAAACAGUCAUUGCCAUUGAUGUGGGGAGCCAGGAUGAGACAGACCUCAGCACCUAUGGGGACAGCCUGUCUGGCUGGUGGCUGCUGUGGAAACGGCUGAACCCCUGGGCGGACAAGGUGAAGGUUCCAGACAUGGCUGAGAUCCAAUCCCGCCUGGCUUAUGUGUCCUGUGUACGGCAACUGGAGGUAGUCAAGUCCAGCUCCUAUUGCGAGUAUCUGCGACCACCCAUCGACUGCUUCAAGACCAUGGACUUUGGAAAAUUUGACCAGAUCUAUGAUGUAGGAUACCAGUAUGGGAAGGCUGUGUUUGGAGGCUGGACCCGGGGUGAUGUCAUUGAGAAAAUGCUUACCGAUAGGCGGUCUACAGAUCUCAAUGAGAGCCGCCGAGCAGAUGUACUCGCCUUUCCCAGCUCUGGCUUCACUGACCUGGCGGAGAUUGUCUCCCGGAUUGAGCCCCCCACAAGCUAUGUCUCUGAUGGCUGUGCUGAUGGGGAGGAAUCAGAUUGCCUGACUGAAUAUGAAGAAGAUGCAGGACCUGACUGCUCAAGGGACGAAGGAGGCUCCCCUGAAGGUGCCAACCCUAGCACUGCCUCAGAAGUGGAGGAAGAGAAGUCAACAGUCCGACAUCGACACUUUGUGCCCCAGGAGGCCCCCAGCUCAGUGGCAGAUGUCUGAGGACCUCAUCAGGGACUCCCUGUCCCUGGACCAGGUUGUGGGUGAGCCUGCAAGGGAACCCACUCCUGUCUUCUUGCUGCUAUGACUGUCCCAUUCUCUGGGUCUCCCCCUACUCUGGGCCCGGGGCCUACACACUGGACUUCCCUGGCCUGAGGGAAGGUUAGCAUUGCACUGAUAACCUUUGACUAUGUCACUUCACCCCCAAUAAACUGUCACCUUUUGGAAGCA
Messenger RNA from Jaculus jaculus (lesser Egyptian jerboa), 4693 nucleotides. RefSeq names its product patatin like phospholipase domain containing 6 (gene Pnpla6). Gene Ontology annotation, cellular component: endoplasmic reticulum. Gene Ontology annotation, molecular function: phosphatidylcholine lysophospholipase A1 activity. The coding region runs from base 413 to 4465 and encodes 1350 amino acids. The transcript has 36 exons. Lineage: Eukaryota; Metazoa; Chordata; Mammalia; Rodentia; Dipodidae. Gene Ontology annotation, biological process: phosphatidylcholine metabolic process. The record is from RefSeq and is a predicted model, not a curated record.